Messenger RNA from Lolium rigidum, 397 nucleotides. Its product is annotated as histone H4. Gene Ontology annotation, molecular function: protein heterodimerization activity; DNA binding; structural constituent of chromatin. Gene Ontology annotation, cellular component: nucleosome. Gene Ontology annotation, biological process: nucleosome assembly. The record is from RefSeq and is a predicted model, not a curated record. The coding region runs from base 31 to 342 and encodes 103 amino acids. The transcript has a single exon. NCBI's taxonomy places the organism in Eukaryota, Viridiplantae, Streptophyta, Magnoliopsida, Poales, Poaceae.
UCACCGGAGAAGAAGGAAAACUCACCGGAGAUGUCGGGCCGCGGCAAGGGAGGCAAGGGCCUGGGCAAGGGCGGCGCCAAGCGCCACCGGAAGGUGCUCCGGGACAACAUCCAGGGCAUCACCAAGCCGGCCAUCCGCCGCCUGGCGCGCCGCGGCGGCGUCAAGCGCAUCUCGGGCCUCAUCUACGAGGAGACCCGCGGCGUGCUCAAGAUCUUCCUCGAGAACGUCAUCCGCGACGCCGUCACCUACACCGAGCACGCCAGGCGCAAGACCGUCACCGCCAUGGACGUCGUCUACGCGCUCAAGCGGCAGGGACGCACCCUCUACGGAUUCGGCGGUUAGGAAGGGCCGAUUUAGAAAGCUAGCUAGCCUCUGUUUAGGGUUCAUGGUCUGUUGU